This is a messenger RNA of Lactuca virosa, 441 nucleotides long. NCBI's taxonomy places the organism in Eukaryota, Viridiplantae, Streptophyta, Magnoliopsida, Asterales, Asteraceae. The record is from the annotation of a GenBank genome assembly.
AUGGCAAACGAGAGAGCCGGGGCCGAGAUCAUGUAUGGGGAUGAAGUGUGUCGUCGCUAUUCCAUUGAUCUCCUUGAAGAGCUCGGUUUCCCAAAAGGCGUUCUCCCACUCAAAGAUUUUGUUGAGUGUGGGAGAGUUCGCCAUAGCGGUUUUGUUUGGAUUAAGCAAAAUGGUCCAUAUGAACACUUUUUUGAGGGGACUAACACACAUGCCAACUAUGCAACACAGAUAACUGCAUAUAUUGAAAAAUAUAAGAUGACGAAAGUGACUGGGAUUAAAAUCAAAAAAAUGAUGAUGUGGGUUCCUAUUGUUGAGAUGAGAAUGGAAAAUGAAAAAAGUUCCAAGAUUUACUUCAAGACCUCGGUUGGAGUAGGAAAGUCAUUUCCGGUGACUUCGUUUAUGUCUGACGAAGAAAAGAAGUAUCGUAAGCAGUCGAAGUGA